UCAGCUGCACACAGUCAGGCAAACAUACCUAUAGCUAACCAGUGGUAAUCAAAUUAAGACUUUGUAUUAAAUUGAACCACAGAGAUUGAAAGUAUUCUGGUUCUUAAUUAUUUUCAAUCUUGGAUGGGUGAACACCAGAUGGUGACUUAUCUGCAAGGUCAUUUUCACCUUUAUUGAUGCAGAAUCUUGCCAUUCGAAGGUACCGCAAGGUGGUCUGACCUGUUGGACUUCAUUUGGCUAGACAAGACUUUACUUGUAAACUCUGUAACCCCCACAAAAGUAAACCACUGACAUCAGCUAUCAAAGACUUCUGCAAGGAGACAACGUGUUGAAAGGGAUUCCAAUGGGGACGAUACCUAAUCCACAGAGGACUGUAACUGUUCAAAUGGGCACACCCCUGGCAAUAGGAGAUCACCUGGGGAACAAGGCGUCUACUGACAACUGGCAAAAACAAACAAGCUCAAAUCUAAACAAGACAUGCAGUUCCCCAGCUGAUCACAGACAGAGCAAUGUUUGUUUAACUGAGUCAGACAUGACACCGGCUAAUGAGACCCUAGGCUGUGGGAAACAGAGCAGGAUGGAUAUUUGUAAUCCGAAAGGAGAUCAAACGAAAUCGGAAAUGAUAAUUUCCAAAGAAUGGUGUAACACUGACUGUAACACUGACUGUAACACAGAAGAAAACAUAAGGGAUAACAAUGCCAAUCUAACAGUAUUGACAGCCUCUCCAAAGGAGGAAGGUUCUACAGCAAGCCAGUCCGCUCCAUCCUACUUACCAAAGACUGAUUUGCAGGCAAAUGACAAUACAGUGAACAUAAGCAGUGCUGAGAACUCAGCAGUAGAAACCAAAGACCAAAGCUCUAAUAAUGAACCAUCUAAGUCCCUCCUGGAAAAAGGUGAUCUCACUGGCAAUCCAGACAAAGCUCUGAAGGAUAUAUCCUCUGAUUGUCUCCCUACAACGCCAAGUACCACGAACCAUGCUGGUGGAUCAGCUGAUGUCAUUGCCUUGUCAUCGCAACCAACAAAACGAAAGGAUUCUGCCAUCACUAAAGUGAAUCCCUCAGUCUCAGUUGCUGAAUCGAAAGCACAGAGCUCUAACAUGGCAAUGGGUAACGAUGUUUCAGUAAAAACUAAAGGUGCCAAAAAGAACCAAGAGGAGACACCACUAGUGAAACCUCACAAAGAGCUGUCAGAGAGUAAGGCAAUAAAUUCACCAACUGAAGUUCAACAGUCUACUUUAAAAGGAGCAUUAAACCCUGAGUGCAUUGGACAAGACUUAAAGGUCUUGAAGGACACAGGCACACAGGAAGGCCUGCCAGAGGAUCUUGCGGCUCCUGGAGGACAACAGAAAGGCUUAACGUUGGCACAGAUGGCAAACCAGGCAGCACACACCCAGAGAUUUCUGCCAGAAGCAUCACAAGACCAAAGUAAGAAAUUUAAAGAGGUGGCAACAAUGACAGUUCCGUCGGAAUGCAGUCCCAUUGCUAGAAACAGCUGCCAAGAUGCAGAGGUCCAAGCUGUUCUCAGCGUUCAGUGCAAAUCAACAGCCACUAGCCCCUACCUAUUUCAAUCAAUUGUUCGCCCCAACCAUUGCUGUGAAGGCAAUGAUGAUUCUGAUCAUCUAACAAUUGUGUAUCAGAUUAAUAAUGGGUUGAAGCCAUCGAAGCCUGUUUACGAAAUUACCACAGGAGUAGGUCCAUUGAAAGGUCCUAGUGUCAUUCAGGAUGUACUUUCGCAGACACCUCUUACAAAUGCUUUUCAGGCAAGUGGGUGUCACUUACCAGGAAAUCAAUCCGAGACAGCCAAAGUGGAUGCUGAUUUAUCCGAGGCUAUCUGUAAAAUAACAGGGAAUUCUCACCAUUCUGCAUCAACCACUCAAAGUGAACUUGGACCUGGAACAAAACCCAAGGAAAACACUCUAGAAUAUAAAUGCAUUGUAAAAGAGGGUGCUUUGCCUUUAAAACCUGUUUACCAAAUAAAUCCAGAGACCCCCAGCCAUGCAGACCAUAUUCCCAGUAUUAAGUUACCGAGUGAACCGGAAAACAUCAACAAAGCAGACCCUACUGGCAGAGAUCCUGGAGGGAAUGAUAUAUCUAAUGAUGGCCUCUCUACUAAACCAAGUACAACCAACCAUUCUUGCAGUGCCAUUGCUGAUGUUAUGCCCUUGCCUAACCAGGCAACCAAACUAGAUGUUUCUGAUACUAAAUGCUCUCCCUCUGCACAGGAAACUAAACGUUGCCCUGUAGAAUUAGAUACUUCAAAGCAAGCACCACCUUCCUCCACUGGGAAAGCUAAUGAAUCUGCCGAGUCAAAAAGAGAUGAUCAUAAUACUGUUCUUUCAGCCAAGCCAAAUAUUGUCAUUGAUAGUAAAAAGCAAUCCAUGCAGUCUGAAAAUAAAUCUAAGGUCAGUAGCAAACCAGCACAAGCUCAGAAUCUCAAGGCUAAUUCUAAGCAUUCAGACCACAAAUCUUCUGGGGCAAAAGGAAAUUCAGCUCAUAGAGAAACUAAUUUGGGAAAUAAGAAAAAUGAGACGAGCUCUAAAAGCAAACAGCAAAAGAAAUGUAAGGGUGUCCAUGACGUACUGUGGGAUGAACAAGGAAUGACUUGGGAGGUGUACGGUGCCUCCCUGGACCCUGAAUCUCUGGGAUUUGCCAUCCAGAAUCACCUUCAGUGCAAGAUCAAAGAGCAUGAGAAAAAAAUAACACCACAGACUCAGAGCAGAAAGUCCAUUUCCUCAGAGACUUCCCCCAGUAAGAAAAAUAAAAGGAGGCAGAACGUUUUCAGGUCCGUCCUUCAGAAUGUCCGACGGCCCAACUGCUGCGUGCGCCCAUCUCCUUCCUCUGUGAUAGACUGAAAAAUAGCCGUGCUGCGGUCUACAAUAUCUUUUACGUUACCUUCAUCAUCUGCAGGAUAGCCUCCCUUCACAUUGGUUUUGGAAAUAAACAAGUAAAUGGGUAAAUGGAAAGUACAGUACUUUUACUAAAAUUGGUUAAAAGUGUGAUCUAGCCUGAACUGUUCAAAAUGAACUUUACAAAUAAGCAACUAGAGCAACCAGUUUCUGCAAAAAAUUGUUUGGACUGUUUUUAAAGAAUUGUAGUAGCUUAGUAUAUGAAAAAAAAAACGUAUAAGAUUUUAUCAUAGAAAUCCAGAAUGCAAUAAUAAUAUAAAUGAUGUGCAUGUGAAUUUGUUCGGAUAUUGUUCGGUGUGUUUCUUGCCAUUUACACAGUUCACCCAUACCCAUACCCCUAACCAUCCCAGGUGAUUUUGUAUGUAUGAUAGCUUUCAUGUUACCGGUAAAUAAUAAACCAUUGUAAAGUAUGUGCAUUUGAUAAAACUUUUUUUUUUUUAAAGAUUUAACUUACAUCCUAAUUUUAACAAAUCACAAAGACCAUUUCACAUUGACUAAUACUGUGCAUUGACUCAUUUCUGUUUUUUUGGCUAGACAUCUGUGUCCAUACAGACCACACCUACUACAGGUAAAUGGGACUUGUCUGAUAUUUUAAAUCCUUUUUCGUUAAUGCUAUAUACCAAUCUGACCAAUCCAACACCUGACCUGAUUAAUUCAAGGUGGUUUACUGUAUUUUAACUCCCAAGUUGUGUUUACCUUUUAUUAAAAAAGAUAAUGCUAUACAUCUCUGUUAAUUUCAUUUACAAUCAUUUGAAAGUGUGGCCUGGAAGACUAAUUAUACAGUAUACAGUACUCACAUUCUUCUCUGUGUCAAUUAACACUAGGCUCUUUGUUAAGACACUGAUUGAAAUCCCAGCUGAAGCAUUGCACUUGAAAGGCAAAUAGACAGAUGUAAUUAAGAGAAAGAAUUAGUGUGGGAAAUAAGCUACUAAAAUAGAAACUUAAAAAGGGUUGUUCAUUUUACAUCUGUGUUACUCAUUAAUGCUCGCUUUAUGUCUAGGAGAAUAUUUAAAGUAUGUCAGUGAUAGGAAUGUGAAAGACUGAGUUUCAAUGAGGAGUAACCGUUUUAAGCGAGGCAAAAUUUUAAGCCAGGCAUGGUUUCUAAAGAUGUAUCAUGUGGUGCUUCCCUAGAGAUGUCAGGUCAUGGGUGGUGAAAAUAAAAGUAGCUUGUAUUUCAAGGACAUAUAGUAUUCUAAAAAAAAACAUAUAACUUCCAACAGUUUUCCUUUUGAAGAGGUCGGUUCAGCAGUGUGGAGUAGUGGCUAGGGCUCUGGACUCUUGACCAGAGGGUUGUGGGUUCAAUCCCCAGUGGGGGACACUGCUGUUGUACCCUUGAGCAAGGUACUUUACCUAGAUUGCUCCAGUAAAAACCCAACUGUAUAAAUGGGUAAUUGUAUGUAAAAAUAUAUCUGUAUAAUAUGAAAUCUUAUAACAAUUGUAAGUCGCCCUGGAUAAAGGCGUCUGCUAAGAAAUAAAUAAUAAUAAUAUUAGGACAUUGAAAUGGACAGGUAUUUCCUGUGGACAAUUAUAGGAAGUCAAUAUUGGCUAGAAAUCAUAGUAAGACAGGCUUUAGGAAGGAAAGGCAUUUGAGUUCACUUUAAAAGUCAACUUGGUAUGGUAGAAAAUAAUCAGUCAACUAAUGUAUUCUUUAUGUUUUUUUUUAUUUGUAUUUUGUGUACUUUUUUUAGCCAUUACAUUCGAUUGACCUUUUUAGAAAUAAAGUACCUCUGUGACCUCAGUGGAGUUCUGAAAAUCCAUUCUACUCAUUAGAUACAUCAGGUACACCCUAGUGGAUGUAAGAAAUGUCAUGCUUAGAUUAUUAUUAUUAUUAUUAUUAUUAUUAUUAUUAUUAUUAUUAUUUUUAAAGCAUAUGGUACAGACUUGAUUGCUUAGUCCUUUAUUUGACUAGGGUAGUUAUUGCUUGUGGCUUGUUGAUCGUCUUAUUUCAGUGUUGUUGUUUUUUUACUCCUGUUUAAUGGUUUUCUAUUUACCUUCAGCGUUUCAAUAUGUUAAACUUGGUACUAUUCAAACAAUGCAUACUAAUCCUUAUACCAAACGUGUAAUUGGGCUAGACAAUAAUAUAGCUUUACUGUACAUAACUGAGUAUGUUUGGUACUGUAAUCUUAAGAGAUAUUACUACAAAAAUGCCACAGUUAUGUAUUAUACUAUAGAUGCAUAUGCACAACUAUUACUGUCUGUACAUUACUCAGUUAUCAUUUUAUAUCUGUUCUCAGUUUGACCUCACAUUUCCAUGCUAUUUUUUAAUAUAUACAUUUGAAGCUUUGAAAGUCCAUCUUUUUAUGGUGUCCGCAAGACAAAUUACUUCCUGAAUUACAUUGAUACUUAAGACAUCUUUAGGUAAUAAAGUUUGUAAAACUAAACAGACGAAUGACAAGGGAUUUGCAUAAAAAGGUGUUGUUACCCCUUUACCAUCAAAUUUUGUAUAACAUUCUUCAUUCGAAAAUAUGCUGUGAAACAUUUUUUUUUUGCCCUAGAAUGCAGGUGCUUUGUUUGCACAUCACAUGAUGGUAGGCAUACAUAUCCUAUCUGAUUUCCUUAGCCAACAGUACAUGAAAAGAGGAACAGGCUGCUCAAGAAGAAUGCUACUGUUAUUGUGAAAGUAACUAGACAAUGUAAAGCACUGGAAAAGUUUGAUCUAUUUAUCAUUGCAAAUCCAAGAUUCUAAAGGGAUCAGACCUGCUUAUAAAAUAUGUAAAGAGCAAAAAACUGACAAUGGACAUUGAUGGAUACUGAUAAUCAGCCAGCUAGCUAUUUACUUUUCAUUAUCCAUCAAGGUCAGGCCUACAGUUGAUCUGAUCUAGCCAGCAUCUAGCAAUCUAGCAAUCACUCUGCCUUUUGGUCUCCAUCUUUUUGGAUGGAACUUAUUAGACAUAUGCCAGAACCAUGAUGUAACCUUGUUUUCUCUAUUCUUCACUUUCCUACUUACUUUUUUAACUUUAGGGCUUCAUAUUCAGUUAAAUAUAGUUGAUUAAAAUAACUUUAGGCACUUCUUAAUUUAUUAGCUGCAACACAUACUGAAACUACUGCUAAAAGUACCAAAAAGGCUUGAAUAGACAAGACCCAUUCUUAAUAAAAUGAUUUACUAUUGCACAUAACACUUACCUUUGUUGUAUGCCAUGGUGCAAAAUGUUUCAGCAAAGCAAUCUGACAGGUAAUUGGUAAUUGUCAGAGGUAGCCUGACAAUUUAGUCAGAGGUAGCCUGAGUAAUUGUCAGAGGUAGCCUGACUUUGAUCGGUUUCAUGUUGGUUCCCCUUCAGAGGAUGGCUUAAGAGCCCACACCACACACAUGUUUCUAUGCCUGCUGGUACAGUUCUUACAUUGGUGGCCUAUGUAUAGUGAGUUGAACCAACUAUUACAUACUGAAAUGAAAAUUAGUAUGCUGUAGGUCAAAUGAUCAGAUUGCUGCAAGACCAAUGGUAUUAUUAGGUACCAGGAAGCACAUUAUCCCAAAUUACUGUAUAUUGUAAGUAUUUUAACCAAAAGAUAUUCAAUGAAAGAAAAUAAUUUUCUAUUAUUAGACUACUACAGAAAUUACUACCUUGGUUAUACAGAAGUGUAUUUUUUAUUUGUAUUGCGCGUUAUCGAUUGUUAAUAUUAUCAAAUUGAUCAGGCAUUAAUUAUACACUUGACUCCUUUAGUGAACCUUGGGUAGUUUGUUACUGAUUUUGUAAUAUUAAGAGGUAGAAUGUCCGUAAGAAAUCAGUGUACAUUGUCUUUCAGCAUUAAUACCUUGACAAAUCAAGUGAAUUUUCCAAUGACAAAGGGAAGGAAGGACAUUUGUUAACUAAAAACCAAAGGAAAAAAGUGUUUAAGGUCUGUCAAAUGUAGUACACUCCAGUAUAUGUCACUGUUCUUAAUAACAAAAGUACUUUCUCACUUGGGUUGAGUUCAAAGCCACUGUCUGUUCACUCGGAGCUGCAUGAAAUAAUUGGCAGAGCUACUAUCUUCACAGGCCUUGUACCCAGUGGAAAAUGUGACCUACUUUACUUUGUGUUAAAACCUACAGAAGCAGAAUUUCUAUUCUUUUUUUCUGUCACUGCUGCACAAUCCCCAUUGCAGUAGCGUGGUUCUUUAUCUGUCCUUUUGGUGUAUGUCUACAUGAGAUUUACAUUUCAGUGUCCUACACAGUGGAAGAACCCUGUAGCAAGGGCAGAAAGUCAAACUGAUCUGAAGGGCACUUCAUAAAAGAGUUCUUUAUUAGGGCUGACAGACCAAGAACACAUAAAUCAUUGGCCUUCAGAGAACAGACUCAUUGUUAUGUGUGGAGUGACCCUUUGUGCAACAUUUCAUACUGCAUAUAUACAGUACAUAGCUUAGGUAGCUUUCCAUUUCUGAUUCUUACUGUAUUAGGUAGAGUGCCGAAUAUUUAAGCGAUA
This is a messenger RNA of Acipenser ruthenus (sterlet), 7302 nucleotides long. RefSeq names its product GPRIN family member 3b (gene gprin3b). The coding region runs from base 344 to 2851 and encodes 835 amino acids. The record is from RefSeq and is a predicted model, not a curated record. The transcript is spliced from 2 exons. Lineage: Eukaryota; Metazoa; Chordata; Actinopteri; Acipenseriformes; Acipenseridae. Gene Ontology annotation, cellular component: plasma membrane. Gene Ontology annotation, biological process: neuron projection development.